AGUGCCUAACCGUAUCUCAGUUUAGACGACCUUGACCUCUGUCAAAAUGGCGAGUGCGACCGGGGAAAAUUUUUUCGAAGGAACCGAGAAAUUAUUGGAAGUGUGGUUCACUUCGUCGAAAGAAGAAAACAAACCGGAUUUGAGAACUAUCGAUAGGUCAGAAUGGGAGAAGUUGUUGAAGUUAGUUCAGUGUGAGAUUAUCAGCUGUACACAAAACGAAGACAUGGAUUCAUACGUUCUCAGCGAGAGUAGCAUGUUUGUCACAGAGCGGAGAUUUAUUCUGAAAACUUGUGGAACCACGACACUGCUGCUUGCUAUUGAACCACUGCUGGAACUUGUCAAAGAGAAAUGUGGAUUUGACAAUGUCGCAGAUAUUUUCUACUCCCGUAAGAACUUUAUGCAGCCAGACAAACAACAUGGGAUACAUCGUACCUUCGAAAAUGAAGUGGAACAUCUGGAUACCCUUUUCAAAAAUGGAGCCGCAUAUACCCUGGGUCGUAUCAACGGAGAUUGCUGGUAUCUGUAUACAUUAGAUGAGGUGGGCGUGUCCCAGCCAGACCAGACUGUUGAAUUGCUUAUGUGGGAUCUCUGUCCAGAGAAGAUGGCAGUUUUCACAAAGGAAACCUGCACUGAUGGGAAAGAUGCAAGGGAGAAAUCAGGCAUUGACAAGAUCAUACCAGGGGCCAAGAUUGAUGACUUCCUGUUUGAACCGUGUGGUUACUCCAUGAAUGGUCUGCUGCCAGAUGGCCAAUACAUUACUAUCCAUGUGACUCCAGAACCUAACUGCUCCUAUGUCAGCUUUGAGAGCAAUGCUCCACAGGAGUCAUACACAGGGCUAAUUAACAAGGUAUUGGACACAUUUAAGCCAGGCAAGGUUCUCAUGACCAUAUUUGCCAACAAGGAGUCUACAGCCAAGGACUGCCACAAGGACAUUGACACGUUCCUGGACCAGACCCAUUACAAUCGUAUCGACCAUCAGUUCUGUACCUUCAAGAACUACAACCUCACCUACACCUACUUCACCAGCCGUCCCGUUAUCUAGGGGUGUUUUAGCAGAGGUGUUCCUAUCAGUUGUCAUAGCAACAGGUCAAAUGUCAAGGUCAUCUUUUCAGAUGAUGGUAUUUCUACUAAAUCUGAAACAGUGAACUCUUAUUCAAAAGAAGCAGAUUGUUUUCAUGACCUUCAGACUUUCCCAAGGUCAUUAAGCAGAAGAAUGACCUUGACCCUUGACCUUUGUAAUCAGUGCACUGAUAGGCCCUCUGUUAGAUACUUUAGCAGUUACUUUUUCCCUUAUAUAUUCUUACUUAAAUUAGCUUUGGGAUCAGGUUUUCACUUCUCUGUCACAGUAGAUGUUGUUUUCAUCUGGAAAUCUGUUAAAAUGAGGAGGAAGUUUAGGUUUUCAUCUUCUUCAAUGACCAGAAAAGUGAGAUAAUUGGAUAUUUAUUAAUUAUAUUUUUGAAGACAUAAUAAUAUUUUUGUUAUCCACUGCCUUUUGUUUGAAUUUUUAUACAGAUAUUUAUUGUCAGCUGUUAGAAUAUUGAAGUUCGAUAUUUAAAUGCAUUUGUUUAAUUAAGUUUGGAUAAGAGGCAUUGUAUGAAACGUUUAUUGAAUAUGAAAACAAUUGUAACUGAGAGAGAUUUUAAGAUACAAAGUAUUAGAUAUUUUAUAAGUGAUCUAUUUUUCCACAAGAUAUCUUUUACUUUUGGUACCAUAUAAGAUGCUUAUGCAUAGACAUGCAGAUUGUUAUUAAGGUGAUCCCACCUGGAAGGUGUAGCGCAAAUUCUGAAAAUUUUGUAAAUGUUUUCUCUUACAGUGCCUCUUUUUCUGAUCGUGAAUUUAGCUCUUAAAGGGCUUCUAUUGUGCAGCUUAUUUUUGAAGCAAUUUGAAGUUGGAAUCAAUCCUAAUUGUCCGUAAUUUUCCGUACAACAUAUACUUCACUACAUUAAUAAUGCAAGCUUUUAUCUUAAUGCUAUAGUUUGAAAAGAGAUGCUGUGGAGUUGCAUGACUCGGUGUGUUUAAGAUACAUUUUUCCAUCUCGAUUGUAAAUAAGAAAAUCUGUUGUGAACUAGGUUAUAAUGAAAGAAAUGAGUCAUGGCUAACAGUGGAAGUUUAAAAAUUCAGUAACACAUAAUGAAUUCUGUUAUAAGAAGCUUGCGUUUUAAUGUAGUUGGGUCUGUGCAAAUUUGUUACAGUAUUUAAAAUGAACUUUUAAUUACAAAUUUACAUAUAUGGCUUCUGCACUUGAUUGAAUAAUGAAUUAAGAAAUUUGAAUCGUCCAUGAAUAUGCAGUACUAGUAUACCUUUCUUUAAAUCCAUUUUAUAACUGCCUUUGUUUUAAAGGGCUGCUGUGCUUAGUGACUUUUCCGGUCAAAUCAAGUAUUUGAAUCAUUUAAAGUAUACAGUUUGAAAGACCUUUUUUUUAGCUCACCUGUCACAUAGUGACCAGGUGAGCUUUUGUGAUCACCCUUCGUCCGUCGUCCAUCGUCAGUCCGUGCGUCAAAAAUUUCUUGUCUGCACGAUAGUGGUUUCAUUUAUGAUUUUAUUUUAACCAAACUUGCACACAACUUGUAUCACCAUAAGAUCACGGUUCCUUUCUUGAACUGGCCAGAUCCCAUUAUGGGUUCUAGAGUUAUGGCCCCUGAAAGGGCCAAAAUUAGCUAUUUUGACCUUGUCUGCUCAAAAGCAGCUUUAUUUAUGAUUUGAUUUUUACCAAACUAGCAUACAACUUGUAUCACCAUAAGAUCUCGGUUCCUUUCUUGAACUGGCCAGAUUCCAUUAUGGGUUCCAGAGUUAUGGCCCCUGAAAGGGCCAAAAUUAGCUAUUUUGACAUUGUCUGCACAAUAUCAGCUUCAUUUAUGAUUUGAAUUUAACCAAACUUGCACACAACUUGUAUCACCAUAAGAUCUUGGUUCCUUUCUUGAACUGGCCAGAUUCCAUUAUGGGUUCCAGAGUUAUGGCCCCUGAAAGGGCCAGAAUUAGCUAUUUUGACAUUGUCUGCACAAUAGCAGCUUCAUUUAUGAUUUGAAUUUAAUCAAACUUGCACAAAACUUGUGUCCCCAUAAGAUCUCGGUUCUUUUCUUGAACCGGCCAGAUCCCUUAAUGGGUUCCAGACUUAUGGUCCCUGAAAGGGCCAAAAUUAGCUAUUUUGACCUUGUCUGCACAAUAGCAGCUUCAUUUAUGAGUUGAUUUUAACCAAACUUGCACACAACUUGUAUCACCACAAGAUCUUGCUUCCUUUGUUGAACUGGCCAGAUUCCAUCAUGGGUUCCAGAGUUAUGGCCCCUUAAAGGUCCAAAAUUGGCUAUUUUGGCUUUUGCAGCCAUAUAGAGACUUCAUUUAUGGUUUUAUCUGAUACAAACUUCCAAAAUAUCUUCAACAACAAUCAAUCUUGGAUUCCAUGACAAAUCAGAUCCAAUCGUAGGUUCCAGAGUUAUUUUAUAUCUGAUUACCUCCCCUGAUUGUAAUCAAAAUGGAUUUAUAUCAGUAAGUACUUAUAGGACUUAUUUGAAAUUUCAUUAUUGUUAUGAGUUGGACUGAGACAAUCAGGGCAGAUAACUAUGGACUGAUUUUAUGUCAAAUUACCUCCCUUUAUUUCAAAUUAAAACGGGUAUAUCUCGUAACUAAUGCAGAUACUGAUCUGAAAUUUCAUUUAUGUCAGCAGAUUUAUUUGGCAGAUCCUUCUUUUGUUCAAUUACAAUAUAUAUUUUUUUUAUUCCUUCCCUUUUACGUUACCUUAAAUAGCUUAUUUUUAGUAACUUUUUUAUUAUUGGCCGUAGGGAAAAACCGAGACCACUUUUCUGUGGUACAACAUGGAUGAUACCUCCAAUUUUUAGGUGUAUUUUGACAUAUCUAUACCUGGUAAGAAUUUUUAUUUUCUUUUUGGUUAAAUUUCUUCCCUUUGUUGUUCCUGUCCUUUGGACUGAGAUAUCUUUUCUGAGGACCUUCUUGUCCUCAAGUGCAAUGAUAACAGGUGAGCGAUAUAGGGCCAUCAUGGCCCUCUUGUCCUGAAAUUGGGGAAAAUGCAGUAGCAUUUAUAGUUUGGAAGUAGUAAUAUGAGCCGUGCCAUGGGAAAACCAACAUAGUGGGUGUGCGACCAGCAUGGAUCCAGACCAGCCUGCGCAUCCGCGCAGUCUGGUCAGGAUCCAUGCUGUUCGCUUUUAAAGCCUAUUGGAAUUGGAGAAACUGUUAGCGAACAGCAUGGAUCCUGACCAGACUGCGCGGAUGCGCAGGCUGGUCUGGAUCCAUGCUGGUCGCACACCCACUAUGUUGGUUUUCUCAUGGCACGGCUCAUAUAAUGUUUGUCAAAUUGGGAAUUCCAAUUCUGCUGUAGUGCUAGUUAUUCUCCAGACAACAAUCUUUCUAGUCGACAGCAAAUAUCUGUUUUGGUCUUUCCUUAAAUUUCCUUUACAUUUGUAUUUUACUGGUACCGUUUAUCAAAUUAGCUUUCAAGUCCAUUAUCACUAGCUGAAAGACAUACAAGAUGUUAAAUUUGUCAUUUUGGGAAUUGGAAAGGUUCUCCGAAAGCUUUAAGCAUUUAAAUUACUAUAAUUGUAACUUAUAUUUUCUGGUAUUAUGUUAAAAUGUCUUUGAGUAACGUCAAAGUUCUUGUGAUCACUUCAGAUGAACUUAUAUCUACAUAUUUUAUAAGAUAUUUGUAUGUUUGUAGGAAGCUAAUUUUGUGGCUUCCACUGGUAAUUUUAUAUAUAACGUGACAUAUUUGCGGAAAGAAAUGAAUUUUUAACACCAGUCCUUUAACUGGUGCAAUGUCUGCUGUGCACUUUCUGUGAAGAUUACUUUUAAGUUUAAUAUUUUUGCUUAGAAAGAUCAGCCUUGUGUAUUAAGUUCAUUUCAGAAUGUGUAAUAACAAACAAUAAAAACUGAAAAUGUUCUUUUGGUGAAUCUGUUGAUAGUUAUUGAGUUCCAUCACCAUUAGUCUCUGAUCAUUUUUAUUUUACCUUCCUUUAUAAGAUAUAUGUUUAGUCUUUGAACACUGAGUUUUUAAGGUUGUUGCAAGUAACUACUAAACAUACGUAUUUUACGUAAUUUCUAUAGUAUAUAUCCACUUGGUAAAAGUAAGUGUAUUAUAUUUACUAGGGGAAAGCUAAUAAGUGUUCAAAAUUGUGUCUCAGUAGUACUUUAAUGUGUCCAGAAAUAUACAACUAACCAGAAUUUAAAAGUUAAGAAUGUUUUAAUUACAUACAGAAGUGGAAACCACUUUGUUUCCAUAGCAACAAAAUAAAAAGGAAGUUUUAGCCUGUAUUUGAUAUUCACUACCGAUUUACAUUUUUUUCUACAUUGUUAAAAGGACUGUCUGCCAGACAAAGACUUUAGUAGAAUGUGUAUCAAGUUUAAUAAAUGGCAAUAAUAACUCUGUUUGAAAGGGCAGAAAUAAUCAGUAAUUUAGGAGUAUGACAGUGACAUAGUCAUUCUCGAAAUUGCCAGCCAAAGGACAUGCUAGUUUAAAAAGAUCUUUUUUUCAAUAAUGAUCGAGUUACAUAACAUGUCUGUUACUAUGGUUUUCAGCUGAAUUGCUCAGUUUGAUUUGUUUGUCUGCCAUGCAAAGGAACUCUUCUUAGCAUGCUCAUUCAGAGAGUUAACUAUUUUAGCGCUUAAGGCACAGAAGUCUUUUAUUAGGAAACAAAACUCAUUGAAUUCAGAGCAGAAUAGUUUAAACUUCUUAUUUUGCAAGAGUGGGCUCAUUUUUGGAAGAAGCAGCUUUCUUUUACAUGUAGAGCUAUACCAACAAGGACUUACUGGAAUGCUUCAUUUUCUUUUGUAAAGUUUAGAUGUUUUUGUUUCUAUUUUGGCAGCUUGUCACCUUUUGGAUCAGCUGAAACAGUACCUUAUAAUGCUUUAUUUUGCUGUUUUGGAUAGAUAUUUAUACUGAAUAGGUCUAUAUUUUCAUGAAAGUUUUAUAUGCAUGAAAUUUCAUGUAUGAACCUACUCACAUACUCAUCUGUCUCACAUAAUGUCUGUCUUAAUAUUGACGGAGAAGGCAAAUGUCGCAAAUAGUGAAUUCAAAAACUCAAAAAAAUCAGAUAUAAAAAAAAAAACAUCUCGCAAAAUAUAAGACUUUUACAGUAUACAAGUUCCUCGGUUAUAUUAAAUGUCAUAAUGUCUCUGCUAUGUCUCUUGAAUGUUAUUUGUUCUGUAUUUACAUAGGUAAAAGAUAUUUAGUCUGUUUUGUUCAGAUACACAUUUAUUCCUUUUGCCCUAAAAAGUAAACUGAAAUAAAUUAGAUAAGGGAA
Mercenaria mercenaria is the source of this 6248-nucleotide messenger RNA. Its product is annotated as S-adenosylmethionine decarboxylase proenzyme 1-like. Gene Ontology annotation, molecular function: adenosylmethionine decarboxylase activity. Gene Ontology annotation, cellular component: cytosol. Gene Ontology annotation, biological process: spermidine biosynthetic process; spermine biosynthetic process. Lineage: Eukaryota; Metazoa; Mollusca; Bivalvia; Venerida; Veneridae. The transcript has 10 exons. Bases 47 to 1042 code for a protein of 331 amino acids. The record is from RefSeq and is a predicted model, not a curated record.